AUGGGGCUGGAGCCCCGGGACUUGCACAAUAAGUCGGAGUUCACAGAGAUAUGGGAUGCUCUCGACCUCACUUCCAGCGUAGCCCUUAAUGCGCGGCAGCCGGCGCCUUCGGCCUCGCGACCUUCUGCUGCUGCUUCGGCUGCAGCAGCAGCACCAGGGCAGGGCCGCGACACUGCAGCAGACGCAGAAGGAGCAGCAGCCUCUGACCUCCCAGCUGUCUCAGCGCCAACAGGGGACGCAGGCCCGCCAGCUAGUGAAGCCGGCUUGUCAGGAGCAGAAGCUGUGGCAGCAAACACAGGAAGCUCAAACGCCCUGGAGCAAGCAGGGGCCUCACGGGCAGCUGAAGACUUACAGGCGGACGCAGCAGCAAGUGCUGCUCCUGCUGCAACGGCAGAAAUAGCGACUUUGCAGCAGAUCUUGAGGACUCGAGAAGGCAAUCUGGCGCUUGUGUCCGACGUAGAUGAGCAGCUGUUGAUAAAUGUCUGCUUCAAACAGCCUAUCAGGCUCGCCUCAUUCUCUAUCAUUGCCUCCACUCCACCUGCCGGCUUCCCCACCAACAGCGACGAGGAAGAUUCAGUGGCGGCACCAAUGCUGGUUAAGGUGUACUGUAACAAAAGCGCCAUCAACUUCUGCGGUGUAUUUGACGAGGCGUGCGCUUUCUCAGUGCAGCUUACGGCUGAGGAUGUCAUCAGCGGCCGCAGAAUAGCUUUGCCUGGUAGCAAAUUUCAUAUGUGCUCAUCGGCUCAGCUAUUUGUUCAAGAAAACCAAACAGGGGCCACUUACACCUACCUGAAUCGGCUGAACUUCUACGGAGUGGCGCACAAACGCUAUUCAUAG
Messenger RNA from Eimeria necatrix, 837 nucleotides. RefSeq lists its product as hypothetical. The record is from RefSeq and is a predicted model, not a curated record. NCBI's taxonomy places the organism in Eukaryota, Apicomplexa, Conoidasida, Eucoccidiorida, Eimeriidae. Bases 1 to 837 code for a protein of 278 amino acids. The transcript is spliced from 3 exons.